AACCCGACCCGAGCAAUUAAGAAAUGAAAAUGAUAUUUUGAUUCGGAGACACGACAGAAUCGGCUGGUGAGGGAGAUUAGAGCAAGAGAAAUCGAGAAAGCAGAAGACAAAUAACUCCGAUCGAUGGGUGAGAAGAGAGAAAUAAUUCCUCGACAGUAUGACCUAGAUGCCAAAUGGGAUGCCUCCCUUGAUCUCACCGUCCGCCGCUUCGUUUAUUCUUCAUUUGCCGGUGCUUUCGCCGGUCUCCUCUUAUUCAGGAGUCCUCAGACUCGCUGGGCAUCUAUUGCUUUUGGUGCUGGAGUUGGAAUAGGAUCUGCUUACACAGAAUGUUCUCGUUUGUUUGAUGGAUCUCCACCAAAGCUAGCACAACCUAAGGGCUUAGAGGCUCCUACUCAGAUUCUCACACAGGAUUCUGACUAGAUGCUUUUGAUGGAUCUUGGUUCCUGGACAGUGAAGCCAAACAUUCUUCUUGUGACUAUUGAUGCUUCUUUUACUCAGUUAUAGCAAUUGACAAUGUUGCACUCCAUGAUCAUAAAUUAACAUCGUGCAUGGAAUUUUUUUUCCAAGCUGUUUUCCUUUUGUUCUCCUGUAAUGCUGCGCUAUGUUUGUGUGGUGAAUUAUAUAAAAGAUUAAAAAAAGCUUUCUUCA
This is a messenger RNA of Lathyrus oleraceus (garden pea), 648 nucleotides long. RefSeq lists its product as uncharacterized. The transcript has 3 exons. NCBI's taxonomy places the organism in Eukaryota, Viridiplantae, Streptophyta, Magnoliopsida, Fabales, Fabaceae. The record is from RefSeq and is a predicted model, not a curated record. Gene Ontology annotation, cellular component: mitochondrion; MICOS complex; mitochondrial inner membrane. The coding region runs from base 124 to 420 and encodes 98 amino acids.